Molecule: messenger RNA, 4101 nt
Organism: Epinephelus moara (kelp grouper)
Lineage: Eukaryota; Metazoa; Chordata; Actinopteri; Perciformes; Serranidae
Gene: klhl36
Product: kelch-like family member 36
Exons: 9
Coding region: 1099-2961 (620 amino acids)
Molecular function (GO): cullin family protein binding
Source: RefSeq, a predicted model, not a curated record
GUGCAAACAUCAAUUAAUUUUCAAAAUUACCGUAGUUUCCCUUUAAUGAGCCAUGCAAAUGCUUUAAAUAUUUCAAAAUAAGCAUAAGGAUAUUGCAAUGCAAGGCAUGGAAAAUUAUAGAAUUUUUCCUCGUAAAGGCUUUUGUGUUUUAUUUUUCUCUAAUGUGUGUAGUUAUUCUGCUUGCAUUCACAUUCUUUUGACAGAAAUGCAACCCUGCUUUCAAGUUCAUAAUGAUCUAUUUACUAGUAUUGAUCAUGGAAAUGUUAAAUGUCUUUAAAACGUUCGCUGACAUUGCAGGUCUUGAAUGUACUCGCAUUUAACUGGUUGUGAUUGGUCCAUUGUGUGCAUCUUAUUUCCUGGAGUCAGCUCCGUAACCAGUUGUCAAUCACAACACCGGGCUGAAAGGUUUUGGUUUCAAAAUAAGAUGUUAAAAUAGGAGGAGGAUGACAUUUACAAGUGAAAAUUUAAUUACCAGUUACAUUUUGAGAGACCACUGGGGCCUGACAGUAGUAUCCUGUCGUCACAUUCAUCUCAAACACCCUGUGACUCGCUGUUACUGCGUCAAACAAUGUUUUGUAACAGUUCUUCAAUUUAAGACAAAAAAAAUCUCUUGAACCCCUUUACGAAGCUGUCAGGUUUUGGAGUUAUUAUAUUUUACCGUAUCCUUUUUUAUUUUUUCUCAUCAUCAUUCCUUGAAUAUUUUGCUUUAGAUUUUGUGUGUUGUUUUGUUUUUGUUGUAAGACAAAUUAGUUUAUUUUGAAAACCUAUACCGGAAAAGCAUUUGUUUAUACAGGCUAGCCGACGCUACCCACAGUAUUUACUCUCUCUCUCUGGUCUAAGAAAUGUAAGAACAAAUGUAUUUACAGGAAUGUGUCUCUGUAAGAAGACACUGUGUCACCAGAGACUGUUUCGUGAAGCUCUCCACGUUUUGUCGUCGUUGAAAAGCGUCGCAUGUUGAUCGUUUCCUUCAAAAAUACAGCUUCCUCUCCUUCCUGUGCUAAACUGCGGUGACAAGAGAUGCUACUGACUGUAACAGUGUCCUCUGAUAUCUUCUUCUCCACGACACGUCCAAAUGUGAUGCCUGCCUGAGGGGACAUAAUGGACAAUGGCAAACCGAGCCGUGUGAGUCGGCCCCAGCGGAUCAGUGAAUCGUCCAAGGUAUUCUGCUGCGUGGAUCAAUCCGUGGAGGUGUUGCAGGGCCUCAACGAGCAGCGGCAGCACAGUCAGUUCUGUGACGUGGUGCUGGUGGCUGACAACCAGCGGGUCCCUGCUCACCGAGCCCUGCUCGCUGUCUCCAGCCCAUACUUUCACGCUAUGUUCACCUUGGGCAUGAGGGAGGAACGCCAGGAGGAGGUGGAGCUGGUUGGGAUGUCCUACAUUGGUCUGAAUGCUGUAGUGGACUUCCUGUACAGCGGUGAGCUACCAUUGGAUGGAGGAAACAUUGACUAUGUGCUGGAAGCUGCCCACCUUCUGCAGGUGUGGCGAGUGGUGGAUUUCUGCUGUCAGUACUUGGAAAGGGAGGUGAGUGAGGACAACUACCUGUACCUGCAGGAGCUGGCUCUGCUUUACAGUCUGGAGCGACUCGACACCUUCAUCGACCACUUCAUCCUCACACACUUCGCUACGCUAUCUUUCACCCCCGAUUUCCUUCAUGAUAUUCCUUUACACAAACUCACGUCCUACCUCUCCAGUGGCCAGGUUCAGCAUGACAGUGAGCAGGCACUUCUCCAGGCCACCCUGCAGUGGCUCAGCCAGACUCCUGAGCGCACCGCUCAUGCCAGACAGCUCCUCUCCCACAUCCGCUUCCCUCUGAUGCCAGUGGGGGACCUCGUAGACCGAGUGCUGCCGGCUCUGCGAGCCCUGCUGCCAGAGGAGGCAGGCUGCGAGGCCCUCGUGGAGGAAGCUCUGGAGUACCACGCCAGGCCCAGCGCCCAGCCGCUCCUGCAAACUGGUCGCACCACUCUGAGGGGGGGUGUCGAGCAGCUAUUGCUGAUUGGAGGAGAGGUGUCAGAACGUGGAGAGGAGCUGAGUGCCAAUGUUUGCCGACUGGGCGGUGAAGCGGGAAGCUGGGAGGUGGAAACAGAGCUGCCGGCACAGCGGAGCCACCACUGCCUGGCGGUGCUGGGGGGUUUCAUAUUUGCUGCUGGCGGCAGCUCUUCCAGGGACAACGGUGGAGACGCUGCCUGUAACCUGCUGUACAGAUACGACCCCCGCCACAACCAGUGGAGCAGGGGUGCUCCAAUGAAUGAGCGGCGGGUGGAUUUUUACCUGGGGGCGGUGGGAGAGUGCCUGAUCGCCGUGGGUGGAAGGAAUGACACCGGAGCUUUGUCCUCUGUGGAGGUUUAUUGUCCCGCUGAGGAUUGCUGGUCCUAUGUGGCAGGACUGCCCAGGUUUACUUACGGCCAUGCUGGGACGGUCCACCGUGGUGUAGUCUACAUUUCGGGUGGUCACGACUAUCAGAUCGGCCCAUACCGCCGAGAUGUCUUGAGUUACGAUCCAUCACGGGACGAUGAAGUGUGGGUGGAACGCCAGUCCAUGUCUCUGGCCCGGGGCUGGCACUGCAUGGCCUCCCUCAACCACCUCAUCUACGCCAUCGGAGGCAGCGAUGACCAUGAAGACACCACAGAGCGCUUUGAUAUCCUGCAGGUAGAAUCUUAUGACCCACGCUGCGGCCAGUGGACCCAAGUGGCACAGCUGCUGAUGCCCAACAGCGAGGCGGGGCUCUCAGUCUGGGCAGGGAGGAUCUACGUGCUUGGGGGCUACAGCUGGGAGAGUAUGGCGUUCUCUAGAGCCACUCAGGUCUACGACCCUGACAAAGGCUCAUGGUCUAGAGGGCCUGACCUGCCAAAAUGCAUCGCAGGGGCCUCAGCGUGUGUUUGCACUGUGAAGCCCUCACUAUCAUCAGCCUCUCCAGAGAAGAAGAUGGACAAAGGGAUAAAAGGAAGAUUACGUCCCACGUAACAACAGCAAUGAACUUUAGCUUUGUCCAAAAAUACACGGCCUGACUUUUGGCUGAGACAGAGCCUGAUGCAUACUUCUGAUACUAAAUCUUUAAUAGACGAGAAAUAUUUUGUUAUGUCUACUACACGUGUAUCAGAAUAAAUUGCUCACAAGCUCAGGAGCACUGCAGCAUCACAAAGGGAGAGAAGUGGCAAUAAUUGAAAACACUGAAGUAACCAGACAGUGUUUAGUAAAGACCACCUGACUAAUGUAUGUUGACAAAAACUACAUUAUAUGAAGGACAGUCUGUGCACUGCAUUUGCCUUUACAGCUAAAUAUAGAUGUACUCUGAAGAAAGCAAUCAUUUUAUGUCUCUUGUACAGUUGAUACACAAUUAAGCUUUAGCAUUCAGGCGCCUCUCUGUAUUUUUAAAGCCAGGAAAUGAGGGCUUGUAGAAGCUGAAGGCUGGAUAAUGUCUUAAUAUGUGGUUUAAACUGCCAGAUGGGUGAAGGGUGAGAGUUGUACUCUCACAGUCUAAUCUGCACUUUGAACAUAUUUAUAUCCUGCAGAAAGAAAAGACACCCGGAAGGUCAACGUAAAACUUGGUGUACCUGUAGAUUCUUUGGCACGGUGCUAAUGUUUUUGGAGCUGUCCAUAAAUGAAAUGUAGGCUACAUAUAAUGAGAAUACAUGGCAUGAACAACUCUAUUAACACAGUUGACCAGCUGCUGACCAACAUACAUCUUGACAUAUUCUUUUGAAUAUUUCUUAUAGUUGACCCAUACAUUGUUACCUAUUAGAAAUCCGAUACAGCAGUAUCCCAGUUGUGUUUACAAGACUCAUAAGAUAUUGUUUUGUUCAAACCAACAGCCACUUAUCAUAAAAGAAGAUAGUGAUAUUUCUAAUUUUGGGAGCCAUGCCCCAGGUCCUCUCACCAACUGCUGUCAUAUAAUCAAAUGCUAAACCCCUCCCCCUUACACAGAUUGUCCAAUCAUAGCUUAGCAGCAUUAACCAGGCGCUAAUGCUGUCAUCAUGUGCUCUACGUGGACAGCAGUUAACAGUUACAACCUAAUACCAUAUUACAAAUUAUAUGUAAGGAAAUAUAUAAACAUAUAUAUGUAUGCAGUAUAUGCAGAAUUGAUUAAAAGUUUAUCAACAUCAA